AUGAGUGGGGAUCCAGGCUAUACUUCAGCUAUGCUGGUCACUGACCGUUACUCUGGCUAUAUCUGGGACUAUUAUCUUCCCGAUCGAACUGCACCAACGCUUAUCGGUGCACUUGAGCAUCUACUCAGAACACUGGAGCAGCAACUCCAGUGUGGGCCUGAAGUCAUCGAGUGUGAUAACAAGAUCCCGGAUAGUCACCAGGUAAGUAACUUCCUCAGUAUCAAAAACGGGAUGCGCCUAGAGCCCUCCGCGCCAUAUGCCCAAAGUCAAAACGGCGGCGCAGAGCGCUCGGGGGGUAUGAUCAAGGAGAAAGCUCGCGCGAUGAGAAUCGGAGCAAAGCUGCCUUCGUUCCUUUGGGUUGAGAUCUGGCGUGCUGCCGUAUACCUAUACAAUAGGACACCCAAGUAUAUCUACAAUUGGAAGACGGCAUAUGAGCGUUUCUACACUUACUUUGCCUUUAGGGACGGCGUGGUUGUCACGGAGCGUAAGCCCGAUCAAACACACCUACGCGUGUAUGGCUGUAAAGCCUUCGCGAUGACGACCGAUGCUUUGAAAAAGAAGAAUCAGCGACAACGACUCAAUCCCCGAGGGUGGAUAGGAUACCUGGUCGGUUACAACUCGACAAAUAUCUACAGGGCUUGGAAUCCGUUGACCAACAAGGUCAUCUCCACCAGAGAUGUGAUCUUUAACGAGAAGGAGACGUUCUCUGGGGAUAUCCAACACCUUAGGGAUGACCUGAGAGAACUCAGUGAGGAAGAGCUUAUCCAGCGCCUCACCGAGGCCGAGGUCCCACAGGGAUCCAGCAUCAAUCUGGAUGUGUCAACCCGAGAAGAAGACGAGGAACUCAGCGCCUUGCCAGAGGGACUAGCGUUUGAGCGGGAGGCUGCAAGUCAUCCACCUGAAGGGUUGGAACGCGAUCUGACGAUCACGCAGGGUGAGACUGGCAGGGUCUGA
Fusarium tjaetaba is the source of this 954-nucleotide messenger RNA. RefSeq lists its product as uncharacterized. NCBI's taxonomy places the organism in Eukaryota, Fungi, Ascomycota, Sordariomycetes, Hypocreales, Nectriaceae. The transcript has a single exon. Gene Ontology annotation, biological process: DNA integration. The record is from RefSeq and is a predicted model, not a curated record. Bases 1 to 954 code for a protein of 317 amino acids. Gene Ontology annotation, molecular function: nucleic acid binding.